Messenger RNA from Paramacrobiotus metropolitanus, 1479 nucleotides. RefSeq names its product glutathionyl-hydroquinone reductase YqjG-like. NCBI's taxonomy places the organism in Eukaryota, Metazoa, Tardigrada, Eutardigrada, Parachela, Macrobiotidae. The coding region runs from base 192 to 1289 and encodes 365 amino acids. The transcript is spliced from 11 exons. The record is from RefSeq and is a predicted model, not a curated record. Gene Ontology annotation, cellular component: cytoplasm. Gene Ontology annotation, molecular function: glutathione transferase activity.
CGAAGACAGCUGUUUGCAACUUUGCGCUUUGCAGACAGAAGGUUGAUUUCGCAGAGUCACCACAGUUUACAGUUGUUAAAUUGUUUGCUUUUUAAGUUAUUGCUACUUUAUAAGUAACAUUUGAAUCCUUGACAGUUGUUUUUGAUAUUAAUAACACAUUUUUGUGAUUUGGUACUGUAUCCCGUGGCCGUAUGCUGAAUUAUUCCGGGUUUUCGAAGUUGAGCACGGUUUCCAAACAUUCCUAUCACAUCAGCUUCUCUUCGCAAGCGUUUUUAUCCUUCUUUCGGAUAGCAUAUUCUACAAACAUGAGCGGCGAUUCGAAGAAUCAAGAGAAUGCAGGGAAGAAACCACAAGAAACUGAUAAUGCUAAGAGACUUUUGCAACAGUCGCAGUUUCGAAACUGGAUCAAAGCGGACGGAUCGAGUGAAUUUCCGGCAGAAGCCAACCGCUACCAUCUGUAUGUAUCCUGGGCAUGUCCAUGGGCGCAUAGAACCAUCAUUGCUCGAAGUUUGAAGGGCCUUGAAGAUGUUAUUUCCAUGACAGUGGUCGACUGGGCUCUUGAUCGUAGCAAAGGGUGGUCGAUUAAUCCUGGUCGACCGGGAUGUACUGCUGACGAUGUCAAUCAUGCGAAACUUUUGCGGGAACUGUAUGAAGCUUCCAGUCCAGGCUAUGACGGCCGAAUUACGGUUCCGGUUCUGUGGGAUAAACAGAAAAAGACCAUUGUGAGCAAUGAAAGCUCGGAAAUCCUCCGUAUGUUCGGUACCCAGUUCGACGCUCUGAGCAAAACGGAGGAGCAGAAGAAACUCGAUUUGUACCCGGUUAAUUUGCAAAAGGAGAUCGAUACUAUCAAUGAAUGGGUUUUCGAAAACAUCAAUCGUGGCGUGUACAAAUGUGCAUUUGCAAAGACGCAGGAAGAUUAUGACACACCGGCAAAAGCGUUAUUCGAACACCUGGACAAGGCGGAACGAAUUUUGUCUAAGCAACGCUACAUUGCCGGGAGCCAAAUGACGGAAGCUGAUGUCAGAUUGUUUACCACUUUAUUGCGCUUUGAUCGUGUCUACUACGUGCUGUUCAAGUGCGCGAAAAAGCAGAUCGUUAAUUAUCCCAACUUGUGGGGCUGGGUACGCGAUAUGUACCAGAAACCUGGUAUCAAGAAGACCGUCAAUAUGGAACACAUCCGCAAGCACUAUUACACAACGUUCAAGGAGCUGAAUCCCAACGCAAUCGUUCCCAUUGAGGCCGACAUCAGUUUCGACGAAGCUCACGGGCGUGAGAAGCUGAGUGCAUGAGUUAACAGAGAAAUCAUGACAGAUUUUAAUCUUUAAUAAAUCCAUAUUAUUGAUAUAGUCGUUAUUCUUUCUGGCGCAUAUGGUGUUGUUCUGAUGUUGUUAAGCUUUUAUUGAAUCGGUUUUUAUAGAGUGUUGGAAAAAGGUAGUUUUGUGAAACUUCUUCGAGUUUAUUAAAGAUUAUUAGCAUCGC